UAAUAAUAGUAGGUUUUGUUUACUACAGGUUGCAAAAGCUUCUUUCCAGAGGAACAAUGAUGCCUUAGAUGCUGCACUUUUUUACCUUGCUAUGAAGAAAAAGGCAGUGGUGUGGGGUCUGUUUAGGUCCCAGCACGAUGAAAAGAUGACUGCCUUUUUCAGCCACAACUUCAGUGAAGAUAGAUGGCGCAAAGCUGCUUUAAAAAACGCUUUUGCUUUGUUGGGAAAACAGCGCUUUGAACAAUCAGCUGCAUUUUUCUUGCUAGCAGGUUCACUGAAAGAUGCUAUAGAGGUGUGCCUUGAGAAAAUGGAAGACAUCCAGUUGGCUAUGGUUAUUGCUCGUUUAUAUGAAUCGGAGUUUGAAACCUCUGUCACAUACACCUCCAUUCUUUAUGAAAAGAUUUUGGGUUGCCAUAAGGAUGGAGCAGGGUUCAGCUGUACUAAAUUGCAUUCUGAUCCAUUUCUGAGAAGCAUUGCAUACUGGAUAAUGAAAGAUUACACUAGAGCACUGGACACAUUAUUGGAACAAACACCUAAAGAUGAUGAUGAAAACCCAGUUAUCGUCAAGUCGUGCAAUCCUGUGGUAUUCAGUUUCUACAAUUAUCUUCGGACUCACCCUUUGCUCAUCCGAAGAUACUUCAGCUCACCAGAAGGGACUCUGGUCACCUUAGGUCUAAAAACUGAGAAAAGCUUUGUUGAUAAAAUUAAUCUUAUAGAAAGAAAAUUAUUCUUCACUACUGCAAAUGCUCAUUUUAAAGUAGGCUGCCCUGUACUAGCUCUCGAGGUCCUCUCCAAAAUUCCAAAAGUAAGAAGAAAGUCUGCUGUAGCUGCAGAGAAAGAUUCAUCUAGUCCUCCAAUACAGGUUGGUGUUUCAGAUUCUAAAGCCCUAACGGAUGGUGCUGGAAGUAGUGAUAUAGACUGGUCAAAGCCAAUUUCAACUUCCUUUGCUUUGGAGAACACUGUUGAAUCUUCAGCACAAUUUGACUGGAGCCAACCAGCAGUAACAUUUGAUGACGAGCCCCUUACUCUUGAUUGGGGUGAAGACAAAAAUGGGUCAGAUGAAGAGGACAAGGAUGUUGGUAUAAUGAUGAAAAACUCAAAAUCUGAUUCUAAGAAUGGAGAAGAUGAUGAGAGAACUUCAGACACCAUCUCACAAACACCACAUGGGGAGACUUCUGAUGCAGGAGACACUGAGGUUGAUGUUAUUGCUGAACAACUGAAGUUCAGAGCCUGUUUAAAGAUCCUUAUGACUGAACUGAGGACUUUGGCUACAGGCUAUGAAGUAGAUGGAGGAAAGCUCAGAUUUCAGCUGUACAACUGGCUUGAAAAAGAGAUUGCUGCUAUGCAUGCAAUAUGCAACCAUGACACAGGGGGCAAAGACUAUUGUAAAACAUACACCAAAGUAAAUGGGGAUCUACUUGAUCAUGAUGAUAUUACGGAUAAGCCAGAUAUUGGUUCAUAUGAACGGCACCAGAUAGAAAGACGUAGAUUACAAGCAAAACGAGAACAUGCUGAAAGACGAAAGUGGUGGCUGCAGAAGAACCAAGCUCUUCUAAGAGUUUUUCUAAGUUAUUGUAGUCUUCAUGGGGCACAAGGUGGUGGUUUAGCCUCUGUAAGAAUGGAACUGAAGUUCUUGCUGCAAGAGUCACAGCAGGAAACUACUGUAAAACAACUCCAGUCUCCACUUCCAUUACCCACAACACUACCUUUGCUUUCUGCAAGCAUAGCAUCCACAAAAACCGUGAUAGCUAAUCCUGUGCUGUAUUUAAACAACCACAUCCAUGAUAUUCUUUACACUAUUGUGCAGAUGAAAUCACCACCACAUCCUAAUAUUGAAGAUAUCAAGGUGUACACACUUCAUUCUUUAGCAGCUUCACUUUCUGCAUCCAUUUAUCAAGCACUAUGUGACAGCCACAGCUACAGCAGUCAAACAGAAGCAAAUCAGUUUACAGGAAUGGUUUAUCAAGGACUGCUUUUGAGUGAUCGACGCAGACUGAGGACUGAAAGUAUUGAAGAGCAUGCAACUCCAAACUCAUCUCCUGCUCAGUGGCCUGGUGUGAGUUCACUUAUAAAUCUCUUAAGUUCAGCUCAGGAUGAAGAUCAACCAAAGUUAAACAUCCUACUUUGUGAAGCUGUUGUAGCUGUCUACCUGAGUCUCCUUAUACACGCCCUUGCAACCAAUUCAUGUAAUGAAUUAUUUCGACUAGCAGCCCAUCCUUUGAACAGUCGAAUGUGGGCUGCUGUGUUUGGUGGAGGAGUGAAACUUCUUGUAAAACCUCGAAGGCAGUCAGAAAAUAUUCCAGCACCACCUCUUCCCUCAGAAGAAAUGGAUAAACAUCGCCGUCGGUUUAAUAUGAGAAUGCUAGUGCCAGGAAGACCAGUAAAAGACAGCACUGUACCACCACCUGUACCUGCAGAAAGACCCUCUUACAAGGAGAAAUUUAUUCCUCCAGAACUUAGCAUGUGGGACUAUUUUAUGGCAAAGCCAUUUCUUCCUUUAUCAGACAGCGGUGUUAUAUAUGAUUCCGAUGAAAGCAUACACAGUGAUGAGGAAGAGGAUGAUGCUUUCCUCUCUGAUGUACAGAUCCAGGAACACAAAGAUGCCAAUUCUUACAGCUGGGCUCUUCUACAUCUGACAAUGGUAAAAUUAGUUCUGCACAAUAUUAAGAACUUCUUUCCCAUUGCUGGUCUGGAAUUCACUGAUCUGCCUGUAACAUCACCAUUGGGCAUUGCUGUAAUAAAAAAUUUGGAACACUGGGAACAGAUUCUUCAAGACAGAAUGGACCAGUUUGAAGGCCCACCACCAAACUACAUCAAUACUUAUCCUAGUGACCUUGGCUUAGGUGCAGGCCCAGCUAUUCUCCGCAAUAAGGCAAUGAUUGAACCUGAAAACACACCAUUCAAAUCAAAGGAUUAUUCAGCUCUCCCAGCAAAAAGGCUCUGGCAUUUUCUUGUGAAGCAGGAACUUCUUCAGGAGACUUUCAUAAGAUACAUAUUCACAAAGAAAAGAAAGCAAAGUGAGUCUGUAGAAGAUCGUGUGGAGCAGGUCAAACAAAACUGCGUAGCAGAAGAUCACAAAAACAAGGUUGAAGCAGAUCUUGGCUACCCUGGAGGAAAAGCAAAAAUCAUUCACAAAGAAUCAGAUAUGAUAAUGGCAUUUGCAGUUAAUAAGGCAAACAGCAAUGACAUUGUUUUGGCAUCUACACAUGAUGUUCAAGAACUUGAUAUUUCAGCUCUACUGGCUGCUCAGUCGUUUAUAUGGAUUGGGGAGGAAUAUGACAGAGAGUCUAAAAGCUCUGAUGAUAUUGACUUUCGUGGUUCUACCACAACACUAACUCAGUCAACUGCACCAUCUUUUGGAGUGAGUCAGAUACAACCAUCUUCAUCUAUGCCAUGGUUAGGCAGCGGUCAAACUAGCACUGGAGCUGGUGUGCUUAUUAAAAGAAAUCUGAAUAACGUCAAGAGAAUGGCUUCACAUCCAGUCCAUCAGUAUUAUCUUACAGGAGCACAAGAUGGUAGUGUUCGAAUGUUUGAGUGGACAAGGCCACAGCAAUUAGUAUGCUUCAGGCAGGCUGGGAACGCCAGGGUUACAAGAAUGUAUUUCAAUUCCCAGGGCAAUAAGUGUGGUGUUGCUGAUGGUGAAGGAUUUCUAAGUAUUUGGCAAGUAAACCAAACCACCUCCAAUCCUAAGCCCUAUCUGAGUUGGCAGUGCCACAGUAAAACCACAAGUGACUUUGCAUUUAUAACCUCUUCAAGUCUCGUUGCGACAUCGGGACAGUCCAAUGAUAACAGAAAUGUGUGCCUCUGGGAUACUUUGGUUUCAUCUGGUAACAGUCUUAUACAUGCCUUCACUUGUCAUGAUCACGGUGCCACAGUACUUCAGUAUGCACCUAAACAUCAACUGCUAAUUUCUGGAGGUCGGAAGGGAUAUAUCUGCAUCUUUGACAUCAGACAGAGGCAAAUCCUUUACACCUUCCAAGCACAUGAAUCAGCUGUUAAGGCCCUCGCACUGGAUCCAUCUGAGGACUAUUUUGUUACAGGCUCAGCAGAAGGUAACAUGAAGGUGUGGAGACUGACUGGCUAUAAUUUAAUUCAUUCAUUUAAAAAUGAACACGCUAAGCAAUCCAUCUUCAGAAAUAUUGGUGCUGGUGUCACCCAGAUUGAAACUGUGCAAGGCAACCGUAUCUUCUCCUGUGGAGCAGAUGGCACGCUGAAAAUGAGGGUUCUUCCCAAUGCUUUCAAUGUACCUUCAGGCAUUUUUAACAUUCUGUAGCGUUAUGUGAGCUAAUCCUGGUUUUAUAUAAUGUCCCUUUAAGUAGCUAAAGAUCAUAGUGAUAUGCACUGUAGAAAGGAAACAGAAUGCUUCCUUUCAAAGCAGUAACUGCAGCAUUAAGUACUACAGGUAAAAAGAUUGAAAAAGAGACAGACUUUUACAACAGGUGUAUUUUGAGUAUGCCCAUAAGGAUCACUGAGAUGGAAAUGCAUGUACUGUAUUGUAAAAGCAAAGAAUUAAACUCAGUACAGUCAGUCAUAGGUGGGGUUAUUGCUCAGUAACCCACAAGCUGCAUUUAGUAAGUGUAUUGUAAAGAUUCUGACAUUCGUCAGUCACUUAAAAAGCACUGUGGCUCUACAAGUCAGUAAGCAUUUCUGAUGUGAUUU
Balearica regulorum gibbericeps (East African grey crowned-crane) is the source of this 4659-nucleotide messenger RNA. NCBI's taxonomy places the organism in Eukaryota, Metazoa, Chordata, Aves, Gruiformes, Gruidae. The record is from RefSeq and is a predicted model, not a curated record.